GGCAUGUGGCCUGCUAGGAGCGCAUUUGGCUUUUCUUAGGGAUGGCUCUUGCUCACCAGAGCCUCACAAAGAUAAUCGCUCAGGAAGUGUUUCAGCCAAUCCCGGGCCGCCUUACACUCCGAUUUGCCGGGCCAGCCAAUCGGGGAUGAGCUCUUAUUAGGCGGCCAGAUCAUCAAGCCGAAGUGCCAAACCCUUUUUCUGUGAGAACUAGGAGCCUGUCCUCCAUGUUUUAUAAGUAUUGACAUUACACAGUGUUAACAAUGCAUCCACAGAGCUUGGCUGAGGAGGAGAUCAAAACAGAACAGGAGGUGGGAGAGGGCAUGGAUAUCUCUACUCGCUCCAAAGAUCCUGGCUCCACAGAGAGAACAGCCCAGAAAAGAAAGUUCCCCAGCCCUCCACAUUCUUCCAAUGGACACUCGCCACAGGACACAUCAACAAGCCCCAUUAAAAAGAAAAAGAAACCUGGCUUACUGAACAGUAACAAUAAGGAGCAGUCAGAACUAAGACAUGGUCCGUUUUACUAUAUGAAGCAGCCACUCACCACAGACCCUGUUGAUGUUGUACCGCAGGAUGGACGAAAUGAUUUCUACUGCUGGGUUUGUCACCGGGAAGGCCAAGUCCUUUGCUGUGAGCUCUGUCCCCGGGUUUAUCACGCUAAGUGUCUGAGACUGACAUCGGAACCAGAGGGGGACUGGUUUUGUCCUGAAUGUGAGAAGAUUACAGUAGCAGAAUGCAUCGAGACCCAGAGUAAAGCCAUGACAAUGCUCACCAUCGAACAGUUGUCCUACCUGCUCAAGUUUGCCAUUCAGAAAAUGAAACAGCCAGGGACAGACGCAUUCCAGAAGCCUGUUCCAUUGGAACAGCAUCCCGACUACGCAGAAUACAUCUUCCACCCCAUGGACCUUUGUACAUUGGAAAAGAACGCUAAGAAGAAAAUGUAUGGCUGCACAGAAGCCUUCCUGGCUGAUGCCAAGUGGAUUUUGCACAACUGCAUCAUUUAUAAUGGGGGAAAUCACAAAUUGACGCAAAUAGCGAAAAUAGUCAUAAAAAUCUGUGAGCAUGAGAUGAAUGAAAUCGAAGUAUGUCCAGAGUGUUAUUUAGCUGCUUGCCAAAAACGAGAUAACUGGUUUUGUGAGCCUUGUAGCAAUCCACAUCCUUUGGUCUGGGCAAAACUGAAGGGGUUCCCAUUCUGGCCUGCCAAAGCUCUGAGGGAUAAAGACGGGCAGGUUGAUGCCCGUUUCUUUGGACAACACGACAGGGCCUGGGUUCCAAUAAAUAAUUGCUACCUCAUGUCUAAAGAAAUUCCUUUUUCUGUGAAAAAGACUAAAAGCAUCUUCAACAGUGCAAUGCAAGAAAUGGAGGUUUACGUGGAGAACAUUCGCAGGAAGUUUGGGGUUUUUAAUUACUCUCCGUUCAGGACACCCUACACGCCCAACAGCCAGUACCAAAUGCUGCUCGACCCCAGCAACCCCAGCGCUGGUGCCGCCAAGAUAGACAAGCAGGAGAAGGUCAAGCUCAACUUUGACAUGACAGCGUCCCCCAAGAUCCUGAUGAGCAAGCCCAUGCUGAGCGGGGGCACCGGCCGCAGGAUCUCCUUGUCGGAUAUGCCUCGCUCCCCCAUGAGUACAAACUCUUCUGUGCACACGGGCUCUGAUGUGGAGCAGGACCCUGAGAAGAAGGCCAUGUCGAGCCACUUCAGCGCAAGCGAGGAGUCCAUGGACUUCCUGGACAAGAGCACAGCGUCACCGGCCUCCACGAAGACGGGACAAGCAGGGAGUUUAUCCGGCAGCCCGAAACCUUUCUCUCCUCAAGCAUCCACGCCAAUCACGACAAAAAUGGACAAAACGGCCACCACCACUGGAAGCAUCCUGAAUCUUAACCUGGAUCGAAGCAAGGCCGAGAUGGAUUUGAAGGAGCUGAGCGAGUCUGUCCAGCAGCAGUCUGCCCCCGUUCCCCUCAUCUCUCCCAAGCGGCAGAUCCGCAGCAGGUUCCAGCUAAAUCUUGACAAGACGAUAGAGAGUUGCAAAGCACAACUAGGCAUAAAUGAAAUCUCGGAAGAUGUUUAUACGGCCGUAGAGCACAGCGAUUCGGAGGAUUCCGAGAAGUCAGACAGUAGUGAUAGUGAGUAUAUCAGUGAGGAUGAGCAGAAGUCCAAGAACGAGCCCGAAGAUGUAGAAGACAAAGAGGGCAGUCAGCUGGACAAAGAGCUGUCUGCUGUCAAAAAAAAGCCCAAGCUGGCCAACCCGGUGGAGAUUAAAGAGGAGCUGAAAAGCACGUCACCACCCAGCGAGAAAGCAGAGCCAGGCUCAGUCAAGGAAAAGGCAAGUCCCCAGCCUGAGAAGGACUUUUCAGAGAAAGCCAAACCCUCGCCUCAUCCCACAAAGGAUAAACUAAAGGGGAAAGAUGAGACGGAUUCCCCAACAGUCCAUUUGGGCCUGGACUCUGAUUCAGAGAGCGAACUUGUCAUAGAUUUAGGAGAAGACCAUUCUGGGCGGGAGGGUCGGAAAAAUAAGAAGGAACCCAAAGAGCCAUCUCCCAAACAGGAUGUUGUAGCUAAAGCUCCACCACUGUCCACUCUGGCAGGCAGCCAGUCUCCCCCCGAAACGCCGGUCCUCACCCGCUCGUCCUCCCAAACUCCCACGGCUGGUGUCACGGCCACCACCAGCACCACGUCCACAGUCACGGCCCCGGCCGCCGCCGCCACGGGAAGCCCGGUGAAAAAGCAGAGGCCGCUUUUACCGAAGGAGACUGCCCCGGCCGUGCAGCGGGUCGUGUGGAACUCAUCAACUGUCCAGCAGAAAGAGAUCACGCAGAGCCCGUCCACCUCCACCAUCACCCUGGUGACUAGCACUCAGUCGUCACCCCUGGUCACCAGCUCGGGGGCCACAAGCACCCUUGCGUCUUCAGUCAACGCAGACCUUCCUAUCGCCACAGCCUCAGCUGAUGUCGCCGCGGACAUCGCCAAGUACACUAGCAAAAUGAUGGAUGCAAUAAAAGGAACGAUGACAGAAAUAUAUAACGACCUUUCUAAAAACACUACUGGAAGCACAAUAGCUGAGAUUCGCAGGCUGAGGAUUGAGAUAGAGAAGCUUCAGUGGCUGCACCAGCAGGAGCUCUCCGAGAUGAAACACAACUUGGAGCUGACCAUGGCAGAGAUGCGGCAGAGCCUGGAGCAGGAGCGGGACCGGCUCAUUGCCGAGGUGAAGAAGCAGCUGGAGCUGGAAAAGCAGCAGGCGGUAGAUGAGACCAAGAAGAAGCAAUGGUGUGCCAACUGCAAGAAAGAGGCCAUUUUCUACUGCUGCUGGAACACCAGCUAUUGCGACUACCCCUGCCAGCAGGCCCACUGGCCCGAGCACAUGAAGUCCUGUACCCAGUCAGCCACCGCCCCUCAGCAGGAAGCAGAUACCGAGGUGAACACAGAAACACUAAACAAGUCAUCCCAGGGGACCUCCUCCAGCACACAGGCAACCCCUUCGGAAACAGCCAGCGCCUCGAAGGAGAAGGAGACGUCUGCUGAGAAAAGCAAGGACAGUGGCUCGACCCUCGACCUUUCUGGCUCCAGGGAGACGCCCUCCUCCAUUCUCUUAGGCUCCAACCAAGGCUCUGACCAUUCCCGGAGCAGUAAGUCCGGUAGCUGGAGCAGCAGCGAUGAGAAGCGAGGGUCGUCGCGUUCUGAGCACAACACCAGUACCAGUUCGAAGAGUCUCCUCCCGAAAGAGUCUCGGCUGGACACCUUCUGGGACUAGGGACAAGUUGCGACACAAGCCAUCUGUCCCACGGAGGAAAAAGAAAACAGAACCUAGGAAACCAGGAAACGGCAAAGAAACGUGAGGCAGAACCCCCACCUUCAGACUUGAGAAUUCCAAACCUUGAGACUUGGCCUUUUCACAGAGGGUCCCUACACUACAUAGCGUCCACUCAGCUUUGAGGACCGAUCCACCCACAUGAACUUACGCUUUAGAUGUAAAUAAUGUACAAUUUGUGGAUGUCACCGAACCUAGAGUACCUUCCCCUUUUUAUAUUUGUAUUGACUUUAACUUAUAAAAAAAAAUAAAAAGAAAAGCAAUUAAAAAAAACACAAUCCAACAACAGAAGGAUGUUUUGGUGUUGGAGGAAGGGAUGGUCCGUCAGCCCAUCUGUCACUUGGGGACUGGGCCCGGGGCUGUCUGUUGCACCCAGGUCCUCCUCCUGGGGUGCCCAGAGCAACGUAAGCUGUUUUCAUUUGUAUGUCUGGACGCAGCACACCAGGAUCGUGAGUUUCGGCACAGAUUCUGUGCUGUCGUGGGCACAUCCCAUCAAGCCAUCGGCCCCUUUCCAAUACUACGUUACGAUGUUAUCAAAUGGAAGCUCUCUGGACCAGAAGGACACGUGCAGAAGCUCGUUUCUUUUAUGUGACUUAAAUAAUGACUCUACUCCUAAAAGGGAAAACCUAAUGUCCUUGUUUACAGAAGAGAAACAGAAAUAAGCCCCACUCAGCUCAAUUGCAGAAGAGAAGAGCAUCGAAGGUUUCAAGUCAUUGAAACAAAGAGAUCUUUUCUUUGCGUUGUAGUUCCUUUCAACACACUCACACAAGCUUGGAAAGAGAUACUGUGCUUUUCGGAAGAAGGACUCCUGGGCAAGACGCACGCAGAGGACAUUUGAGUCUGGGAUGAAGCAUGUCUGUAGUAUUUAUAUGAUGGAAUUCUACGUUUUUAUGUAAGCAUGAAACCAAGGCAGUGAGAGAAAGCGCCCCGCCAUGCUGUCUGUUACACUACGUAUGCUGUAGUUCCAUGUUGUAUGUUGUGUAAAACAAAAAGCAUUGAACAAGCAGAGGGUGAUGUAUGUAUAUGAGAAAAUUAAUUGUACGAUAUCAUUCCAGUACAUCCUGUUGUACAUUUUAGUCUCGUUUACUGUUUCUUCAUUGUUGAUAAGAGGAUGCGAACUGUACAGUUUCCAGCUAGUUACUCGUAUUAGAGAGGAAAUAAAAAGAGAGUAUUAGAAGAAAACAGGAGAGAAAGAACAUUUGUGAAUUGCAGUUGUCAAAAAAAUAGCCUAGCUGGCCUUAUUUGUGAAGCAUAAUUGCUUUUAGCAUAUGGAAGUAUUUUUUCACAUUUUCUUUGUAUAAAAUUUGUAUUAAACUUAAAUAUCUUUUUUGACAAUGGUGUUUCUUUGUGACUAAGCCAGUGGACUCACACGGUAUGCUCUUUUGGGUUCCUCCCCUUCCCGUCCAAUUUUUUCAGAUUCUUCACCUUUUUUUAAUUAAACUGUUUUGGAAAAUACA
Molecule: messenger RNA, 5260 nt
Organism: Miniopterus natalensis
Lineage: Eukaryota; Metazoa; Chordata; Mammalia; Chiroptera; Miniopteridae
Source: RefSeq, a predicted model, not a curated record